Molecule: messenger RNA, 933 nt
Organism: Theobroma umbraticum
Lineage: Eukaryota; Viridiplantae; Streptophyta; Magnoliopsida; Malvales; Malvaceae
Product: myosin heavy chain-like protein
Cellular component (GO): myosin complex
Molecular function (GO): cytoskeletal motor activity
Source: RefSeq, a predicted model, not a curated record
GAUCUGACGCCUCAGAUUCAAUGCAGUAUUGCAGCUUAUUUUGAUCACUCUCCCAGACAGGAUCCAGAUCAUAGGCGGGGCCCAUGGGGGCAUGAUGCGGAUUUCGUAACAAGAACACCCGAAGUAAGCUGGCCUCCUCCGCCUCUCUCUUCUCUCUGUCUCUCUCUCAAUUUCCCAAAAGCCAAACAUCGGCCGCCGAUUCCGACUCGUCUUCGAUCGACAAUGAACCGUUACAAGGCACAACGGCGAGUCCAAAUCGAUGAAUCGGACACUCCCAAGUACGACGACGAUGUACAAGACGAAGAACAACAAGAAGAAAACGGGAUUCGAUUGAGACCGUCGGAUAGCAAUGUGACGGAAGAUCAGGAGCCGUUCAUGGGAUUCAAAGCCAGACGAAAAGCCUCCCUCCGUAGAGAAUACAAAGGAGACUACUUAGAUGUCCCUUCCCGCCCCUUCUUAAUGAAGAUCUUGCAAAAACAAGGUGACAAGCAAGUUUUAUUUGCUGAUAAAGUUUUGAAGUUCACUUCAUCAGGGAAGAUGAAACGGCGAAUUCUUAUGAUUACUGAUUUUGCAAUUUACAUUGUUGACCCUGACACCGAUGCACUUAAACGCCGGAUUGCUUUAGCAGCCGUCGACAAGAUGUGUUUGAGUGAAUUAAGUGAUAAUUUCUUCGCCAUUAUCAUUCCAACGGAGUAUGAUUUACUUAUGGCGAGUACUCGCAAAACUGAAAUCGUAACUGUCUUGGUUGAAGCUACCAAGAGUGCUUCUGAAUAUGAACUGGAGGUGGUUUUCUCCAAUAGGUUUGAAUAUAAUGCUUCUGCUGACCUUGUUAAGGAGGUUCAAUUUGAGGAAGUUGAAGGGGGUGUUUAGAACAAGAAUUGUGAGGAAGUGAGUUAGUUGCUGCAUGUAUUUUCCUUGAGUGAGACCCUUGUG